CAGACAGUAGGCAAGGAAAUUUUGAGAGAAACAGGUAUAAGGUAUCCUGACAGAACCAAUGCAAGAUUCCCUAAUGUACCACGUCCUUGUGACACUAUGGCUCCAACUACGCAUGUUAGAGGAAGAACAAGGGACAGACAAGAAAAAAUGGCAAGCACAGGUGGGAAAAUUGAACCAGAGAUUUCUCCCCCACUGAUAGGCGGUAUAAUAUCACCAUCACGUCAGUCUGUACCACAGUCAGGUUUAAGCCAAGUGUUGGCAAAGUAUAAGAGCUACUUGCAGUCUAUUUACAAUGCUAGAGCCAUAGCUCCAGCAGACAAGUACCUUCCCACCCUAGAUGCCCCCUACAUUAAUCUAGCCAUGAUUAUGAGGGGUGACUAC
Molecule: messenger RNA, 381 nt
Organism: Geodia barretti
Lineage: Eukaryota; Metazoa; Porifera; Demospongiae; Tetractinellida; Geodiidae
Source: the annotation of a GenBank genome assembly